AUGUCGGGCUUCCUGGAGGAGCUGCUCGGCGAGAAGCUGGUGACGGGCGGCGGCGAGGAGGUGGACGUGCACUCGCUGGGCGCCCGCGGCAUCUCGCUGCUCGGGCUCUACUUCGGCUGCAGCCUGAGCGCCCCCUGCGCGCAGCUCAGCGCCAGCCUGGCCGCCUUCUACGGCCGCCUGAGGGGGGACGCGGCGGCCGGGCCGGGGGCCGGGGCCGGGGCCGGGCCAGGGCCAGGGGCCGGUGCGGCCGCAGAGCCCGAGCCGCGGCGGCGCCUGGAGAUCGUCUUCGUGUCCUCUGACCAGGACCAGCGCCAGUGGCAGGACUUCGUGCGGGACAUGCCGUGGCUGGCGCUGCCCUACAAGGAGAAGCACAGGAAGCUUAAACUUUGGAACAAAUACCGAAUUUCCAACAUUCCGUCACUAAUAUUCCUAGACGCCACCACCGGGAAGGUCGUGUGCAGGAAUGGGCUGCUGGUGAUCCGAGAUGACCCAGAAGGUCUGGAAUUCCCUUGGGGACCUAAACCCUUCAGGGAAGUCAUUGCAGGGCCAUUGCUUAGAAAUAACGGGCAGUCCCUGGAGAGCAGCAGCCUGGAGGGGUCUCACGUGGGAGUCUAUUUCUCUGCACAUUGGUGUCCACCCUGCCGAAGCCUCACCCGGGUCCUGGUGGAAUCCUACCGGAAGAUCAAGGAGGCAGGCCAGAACUUUGAGAUCAUCUUUGUUAGUGCAGACAGGUCAGAGGAGUCAUUCAAACAGUACUUCAGUGAGAUGCCCUGGCUCGCUGUCCCCUAUACUGACGAGGCCCGGCGGUCACGCCUCAACCGGCUGUAUGGAAUCCAAGGCAUCCCCACGCUCAUCGUGCUGGACCCGCAGGGCGAGGUGAUCACGCGGCAGGGCAGGGUGGAGGUGCUCAACGAUGAGGACUGCAGGGAGUUCCCGUGGCACCCCAAGCCCGUGCUGGAGCUCUCUGACUCCAAUGCUGUGCAGCUCAACGAGGGCCCCUGCCUCGUCCUUUUUGUAGAUUCUGAGGAUGACGGCGAGUCUGAGGCAGCCAAGCAGUUGAUUCAGCCAAUAGCUGAGAAAAUCAUUGCCAAGUACAAAGCCAAAGAGGAGGAGGCGCCACUUCUAUUCUUUGUAGCUGGGGAGGAUGACAUGACUGACUCCCUGCGAGAUUACACCAACCUGCCCGAGGCUGCCCCUUUGCUCACCAUCCUGGACAUGUCUGCCCGGGCCAAGUAUGUGAUGGACGUGGAGGAGAUCACCCCUGCCAUCGUGGAGGCCUUUGUGAAUGACUUCCUAGCAGAAAAGCUCAAACCAGAGCCCAUCUAGUGGGGCUGCGGCCUCCUGGGACAUUAUUUAAAACUCAGUCUUCUUCUCCCCCUGUUCCUUCCCUCCACCCUUGGACUUUUCCAGCGUGUCCUGAAUCACUCAACCCAGUGUCCAACCUCUCUGUGGUGCCUUGUUUCUGCAUUAACUCCUCAGCCCGCA
This is a messenger RNA of Propithecus coquereli (Coquerel's sifaka), 1485 nucleotides long. It is a transcript of the gene NXN, whose product is annotated as nucleoredoxin. The coding region runs from base 1 to 1326 and encodes 441 amino acids. The transcript is spliced from 8 exons. The record is from RefSeq and is a predicted model, not a curated record. Lineage: Eukaryota; Metazoa; Chordata; Mammalia; Primates; Indriidae. Gene Ontology annotation, molecular function: thioredoxin-disulfide reductase (NADPH) activity.